Messenger RNA from Impatiens glandulifera, 882 nucleotides. RefSeq names its product EEF1A lysine methyltransferase 1. The transcript is spliced from 4 exons. Gene Ontology annotation, biological process: methylation. NCBI's taxonomy places the organism in Eukaryota, Viridiplantae, Streptophyta, Magnoliopsida, Ericales, Balsaminaceae. The record is from RefSeq and is a predicted model, not a curated record. Bases 15 to 728 code for a protein of 237 amino acids. Gene Ontology annotation, molecular function: protein-lysine N-methyltransferase activity; nucleic acid binding.
AUUACUUGUGAGAAAUGGAGGCUGUGGAAGAAGCGAGAGAAACUAUUACGCCCGUCGAAGACGACGAUGAUCUUCCCACGCUGAGCUCUCACACACUUGAAGCUCUGAAACAGUUCCUCUCCGAACAAACCCAAGUCCAAGUCGACGACGACGCUAACUCAGCCCAAGUAAACGAUAAGGAAGUGUCGCUGGUUACGGAGAAUUGGAAUCUGAGCCAGUUCUGGUAUGACCAAGAAACCGCAGAGACCAUCGCCAAGGAAGUUCUUCAUCUCUCCCAGUUAUUUGAUUCUCCUUACGCCGCUUGUGUUGCCUGCCCCACUCUCUACGCAUAUAUCAAGAAAAUCGAUCCAAAUGCACAUGUCCAACUUCUCGAGUAUGAUACACGUUUCCAGAAAUAUGGAAAUGAGUUCACAUUUUAUGAUUAUAAUCAACCGGAGGAACUUCCAUCACCCUUGAAGAAUGCCUUUCAAGUUUUAAUUGCAGACCCGCCUUAUCUGAGUAAGGAGUGCUUAGAGAAAGUUGCGCAAACAAUCUCAUUUCUCAAGCAAAAUGGGAAAUGUUACAUACUUCUACUAACAGGGGAAGUGCAGAAGGAUAGGGCUGCAGAACUACUAGACCUACAUCCUUGCGGUUUUAGGCCUAGGCACUCGAGCAAACUUGGGAAUGAAUUCAGAUUGUAUACCAGUUACGAUCCUGAGACGAGGUUAGGCGGUUGGGAACGCGACUGAUAUUCAUUAUUCUUUUUUUUGUAUUUGAAGACAAUCAGACAAUUUUGUAGUUGUUGGUUUACCAUCUUGUGUUUUAUGUGUCCUCUUAAGUAAAGAUAUGGCUGAAACUUAGAGCUUAUUUAAUGUAGGGUUGCUUAAAGAAAAUGUUUGUUGA